AUGGUGCUGGUAUCAAAAUGGGCAGACGCUCCGGAGGAGAAACCCUCUGAACAGAAGUCGAGGUCGAAGAAACAUGGGUCUUGGGGCAAGCGAGACAGUAGGAAACAGCAGAAGGGCGAUGGUAAUGGUAACGGUGUCGGCAACAACAACGACAACAACAGCGGGAAACAGCAGAGGGGUGACGGUAACAAUUACAAGAGCCGGGGUAGUCCAAGCGUCUCACAGGGUAGGCUCCCCGGAGUGAAACCCGUGGAGAGGCCACACACUGCGCCGUCCGCCCUACCGACGCUUGGCGGACACACGAUAGGGAUCCCCGCAGCAGAUGACGUGAAGAGCAGUGGCCGGACGAAGUCACCGGUGAAGCGUGUCAGCGAGCGACCUGUCACCGCACCUUUAAAUAAAGGACCAAAAUCCAAGGCCAAACCGGCCAAUGAUCCAAAGAAAACGGCACUUUUGAGGGAGAAGUUAGAGGAGCAGAGGAGGAUUUUCGCUGAGAAGGAGCGCAAGAGCGAGCAACAGAAACUGCUUGACGAUUUCCUGAACGACGACAGCACGUUGAACUGGGCCGACGACAUCGACGAGGACGACCAACAGGAGGCUCUUCUCGAAGGGAUUGGCUCUCUGAAAGUAUGA
Huiozyma naganishii CBS 8797 is the source of this 633-nucleotide messenger RNA. RefSeq names its product Gfd1p (gene GFD1). Lineage: Eukaryota; Fungi; Ascomycota; Saccharomycetes; Saccharomycetales; Saccharomycetaceae. Bases 1 to 633 code for a protein of 210 amino acids. The record is from RefSeq and is a predicted model, not a curated record. The transcript has a single exon.